AAAGCUAUUACUUUUGUAGACCUAUUACUUUAUUCACCAACUAUUAGAAAAGUUUAUUGUGCAAUUUGCUGAACUUUUAUCGUUAUAAAUCAACACCAACUUUAUUAUCGUUAUAUAUUAUCUUUAAGCCACUAAAUAGCCUUCCGCUGGCGAAUCCAGGGUACCAGCGACCCCAUGCUUUUAAGAAAGAGAAAACAAACGCAGAAAGGAGAGAGAACGGAAGGCGAUGGAUCGACUGAAGCUACCAAGGGGAGUUCAAAUCCAAGCUUCAGAGACCCUCGACCGGGCUAGAGGCGAAGGCCAGAGCCAAAAGAUUUCAGAAGCUAGCGACACCAGUGGGGAACUGAAGCCGUUCAUGGGGGUGAAGGUCCGGCGAAGAGCCUCCCUCCGGCGAGACUGCAAGGGAGAUUACCUCGACGUCCCCUCCGAUCCUUACCUCUCUUCCAUGUUAUCCAAGCGAGGUGAUCAAAAAGUUCUGUUUGCUGACAAAGUUUUGAAGUUUACGGGAUCUGGAAAAAUAAAGCAAUGCAUAAUGUUGAUCACAGAGUGUGCGAUCUAUAUUGUUGAUCCAGAUGCUGAUGUGUUGAAACGGCGGAUGCCACUGGCAACUGUUGAUAAGAUAUGCCUGAGCAAGCUGAGUGAUAACUUUUUUGCAAUCAUUGUUCCUAGUGAAUAUGACUGCCUCAUGGCGAGCACAAGGAAAACAGAAAUUGUUUCUGUGCUUGUUGAAGCUACCAAAGGCAGAUCUGACUAUGAGGUUGGGGUGGUUUUCUCAAACAGGUUUGAGUACCAUGCUUCUGCUAACAUGGUGAAGGAAGUUCAUUUUGAGGAAGCAGAAGGAGGCAUUAAGACAAGGAUUGCAAAGAAGACAAGUUGAAAUCAGGAUUUGGUUUGCACUCUGAAAGCAGCUUCUGUACAGCCGUACAGCCAAAGGUUUUUCUAAACCUUCAAGGCCAGAGGUGAAUGAUGUCACCUUUCAAGUCAUUAGUACAUUGCAUUGCACUAAUAUCCUGUCUUUGUAAAGCAAUAAAUGUAGUCUAAAAUAUGAAUGUAAAAAGAUUUUACUGAACUUAUUCAUAUGAAGUUACUGCACUAACUCUGACCA
Phoenix dactylifera (date palm) is the source of this 1105-nucleotide messenger RNA. RefSeq lists its product as uncharacterized. Gene Ontology annotation, molecular function: cytoskeletal motor activity. The record is from RefSeq and is a predicted model, not a curated record. Gene Ontology annotation, cellular component: myosin complex. Lineage: Eukaryota; Viridiplantae; Streptophyta; Magnoliopsida; Arecales; Arecaceae.